UUGUUCUACCACAGUUUAAUUAGGCAACAACCGCAUUGUGCGCCAAGUUUCUUGCGCUUGGUACCGCAGUCGAUAAGUUGUUCUGCAGGACUAUUUUCCAGUUCAAUGUUUCUAAAAUGUCCCCUUUCUUUCCUCAUGCUCAUCGCCUCAGUUGGCAUCAUUCCAACAUAUUCAACACUUACGCAACUACAUAUUGUUUUUAGACACGGUGAACGGGCCCCUACAGAAACUUACAAGAAUGACCCACAUAUCAACGUCACGUGGUCGGGAGGUUGGGGUCAAUUAACAAAUCGCGGGAAAUUGGAUAUGUAUUUACUUGGGCUCAAGUUGAGAAAUCUCUAUGAUGGCUUUAUACCCAAAUAUUAUUUUCCUGAUGAAGUAAAAGUCACAAGUAGCUAUGCCGAUCGAUGUCUGAUGAGUGCUGAGAUUCUACUUGCCGCUCUGUUUCCACCCAAAGAUGAACAAGUUUGGAAUAAAGACCUAUUAUGGCAACCUAUUCCUGUGCAUUAUGUUCCCCGAAGUCAAGAUAAUUUGAUUGCGAUGAAAGCUAAAUGCAAAAAGUAUGACGAAGAAUUUGCGAAUGUUUUUCAUUUCGAAGUGAUCAAGAAAAUUGACGAAGAAAAUAAAAAACUGUAUGAGUACUUAACAGAACACACUGGACAAAAAAUGGAUUCUGUUGGCAAAGUUGAGCUGUUAUACAACACUUUAGAAAUUGAGCUUUUACAUAAUUUGACUCUUCCAGCCUGGACGCAAAAUGUGUCUUUAGAGCAAAUGAAGAAAUUAGCAGCCAGAAGUUUAGAGACAUUUACUGAAACAAACUUUAUGAAAAAAAUGAAAGGGGGAGUGUUUUUGAAAAAAGUGAUAAAAGACAUGGAAACUCUUAAGAAAAGUCCUUUGCUUUACUUGUAUGCAGCACAUGAUCUUACCCUUGUAAAUAUUUUAAGGACUUUGGGAUACAAGUCUAUGUUAAAGCCUGGAUUUGGUGCUUCUUUGAUUCUUGAGUUGCACAACAAUUCACAAAUUACGAUGUUGUAUCGUGACGAUAUUAAAAGUGAUCCAGAGAGAAUAGCACUUGAAAGUUGCGGCACGCCUUGUUUAUUGAGUGGAUUCAAAACCGCUCUGAAGGAGUUUCUUCCUUCCAAUUGGGAGUUAGAAUGCAAUGAAUAAUUUAAUAUUUUUUGUUUCUAUUAUUGAAAGUAACCUUGUGUACCUACUUUAGAUUAAUCAAUAAACGUUCAAAAGGA
Molecule: messenger RNA, 1244 nt
Organism: Tribolium madens (black flour beetle)
Lineage: Eukaryota; Metazoa; Arthropoda; Insecta; Coleoptera; Tenebrionidae
Product: testicular acid phosphatase homolog
Exons: 6
Coding region: 106-1167 (353 amino acids)
Biological process (GO): dephosphorylation
Molecular function (GO): phosphatase activity
Source: RefSeq, a predicted model, not a curated record